This is a messenger RNA of Ilex paraguariensis (yerba mate), 735 nucleotides long. Lineage: Eukaryota; Viridiplantae; Streptophyta; Magnoliopsida; Aquifoliales; Aquifoliaceae. The record is from the annotation of a GenBank genome assembly.
AUGAACCACAGAGACAACAACUCGCCUGUACCAAGCAGUCCAAGAGUAAUGGUUGGUUGUUCCCAACUGGUAAUUGGCAUUUACGGGGAUUUCCUUUCGGAUGAAGAGGCAUAUGGAUCUCAAGUAUCAGAAAAUGGAGUUUUGCAAGUUUUAUUGGAUAUAAGAUUUGCUGCUGAUGUCCUUUCUGGUGGUGAUUUCAGUGGAAGCGAGGAGUUAUCAAAAGUUCUGAAGGUGAAGAGUACUUUUAGGCAAAAGCAUGAUUUACACAAGGCCAAGUCGGCCAAUAGAGAGCUCAUCGAUGGGUUGGUCAAUCGCCUUUCACAGAGGCUGGAUCCUAUAGACUGGCUUACGUAUGAGCCAUAUCUUUGGGAGAAUGAGAGGCAGUCAUACCUACGGCAUUCUGUCCUCUUCGGUUUCUUUGUGCAACUUAAUCGGCUGUACACAGAUACUAUGCAGAAAUUGCCUACCAAUCCGGAAUCAAAUAUAAUGAGAUGUUCUACAGUUCCUCGCUUCAAGUACCUUCCCAUCAGUGCUCCAGCAUUGUCUUUGAGGGAAACAACCAAAGCAUCGAUUUCAACAUCUGUGGAGGAUGUUUCUUCUAGAAGGUCCUGGAAAAGUUAUGCUCAUGAAGACCUCUCCCCUAAGAUUGAUAUGGAUGACAACCCAAGUUUUGGGAUGGCCACACCAUUUUUAAAGUCAUUCAUGCAGGUUAGAUUUCUGUCACUAGUUGGAUAA